AAAGAAGCAGAGAGGGAGACUAAAAAAGCCGCUUCAAUUGUGCUUUUCUUCAGCAUCUCUCUCUUGUUAGGGUUUCUCUCCCUCUCCCCCACUCUCUCUCUAUCUCUCUCUCUAUCUAUCUCUCUCCAUCUGUUUGCAGAGGGAGAGAGGAUCUCGACCGUUGGAUUCGAAGAUGCUCGACGUCUCGCGCGUGCAGAAAGAGCUGGUGGAAUGCAAUCGAGAUAAAUCGACGUCGGGCGUCAGCAUAGAGCUCAAUGGCGAUGAACUCUCGCAUCUCUCCGGGACGAUCAGUGGGCCCGUCGCUACUCCUUACGAGGGCGGCACCUUCCAGAUCGACAUCCGAUUGCCCGAUGGGUAUCCAUUUGAGCCUCCAAAGAUGCAAUUUAUAACAAAAGUUUGGCACCCCAACAUAAGCAGUCAAAAUGGAGCAAUCUGCUUGGACAUUUUGAAAGAUCAAUGGAGCCCUGCCCUCACUUUGAAAACAGCACUGCUUUCUUUACAAGCAUUGCUCUCUGCUCCAGAGCCUGAUGACCCUCAAGAUGCUGUGGUAGCUCAGCAGUAUCUCCGUGAUUACCCCACUUUUCUUGGCACAGCUCGCUACUGGACUGAGGCUUUUGCCAAAAGGGCAUCAGUUGGAACUGAAGAAAAGGUACAGAAGCUGUUAGAGAUGGGAUUCCCGGAGGCAUUGGUGAGGGCGACUCUGGAAAGUGUUGGUGGCGACGAGAACAUGGCUCUUGAAAAGCUUUGCUCAUGCUAGGGCAAGAGUUGUCUCAACUUGGAAUGUACAGUUUGCAUGUUUGCUGCAAAAGAAAAAAGGUCUUACACGCUCUCUGCUUUAUCAGUCUGUGCGCUAGUCAGCUUCUCUUAAUCUCUUUGGACAGCCUAAAAUUAUUACUGAUGUAUUCAGACCAGGGAGAGAAAAUCCCACGUAUAUUUUCUAAUAUCAUAGAUUUCAUUGUCCAUUCUUAUUUCA
Magnolia sinica is the source of this 973-nucleotide messenger RNA. RefSeq names its product ubiquitin-conjugating enzyme E2 27. Gene Ontology annotation, cellular component: nucleus. The record is from RefSeq and is a predicted model, not a curated record. Gene Ontology annotation, biological process: protein polyubiquitination; proteasome-mediated ubiquitin-dependent protein catabolic process. NCBI's taxonomy places the organism in Eukaryota, Viridiplantae, Streptophyta, Magnoliopsida, Magnoliales, Magnoliaceae. Gene Ontology annotation, molecular function: protein binding; ubiquitin conjugating enzyme activity. The coding region runs from base 173 to 757 and encodes 194 amino acids. The transcript is spliced from 5 exons.